UCCCCGUUCGACCUCCUAGUUCAAAGUGUGAUGCAUGAGCAAGUCAAAGAUAUCUUAAUAUAUCAACAGACCCCGCUUCUUUCCUCAUUUGACUAGCCAAAGCCUGCCAGACUGCUCAUUAAAAUGAUACGAAUAGAUACCAAAGUCCAUUACCGAUGUCCUAAUUGACUGUACAAUGACUGACUAGGGGCCCAUGAGACAACAAAGCAUGCAGCAUGUAUCAAUUGUGGGCCAUCACUGCCAGAGGAGAGGCCCGUUCACCCAGUAAACGCCAGGGUCAAUGAUUAGUCGGGAGAAAACACAGUCCGACGCACGAGAUUAGGAAAAAAAAUGAUAACGCCGAGGACCUCGCUGUUCAAGCAUAACAAGUAUUCUUCAUCUCAACAAUGGUGGGAAAGGACAGGUGAUGGUCACAUCACAUAUCCUACUCAAUCAUCAGACUCCGAGGAGACGUUUCAGCUAGCCUGAUUGAAGCCCUCUUGCUGCCAAUCGUCACCAUGUCGCUGACCACUACCACUGCCACUGCUGCCAAACCCGCCUUCCCCGCUACUACCAUACGCAGCGGCAGCGGCACUGCCAACAGCGCUCAUAGCACUGUGCUUCUCAAUCUCUGUCGUACUCAUCAUGUACAGAAUAACGAAAAGGAGAAUGUGCAGGGCGAAGCAGUAGCCCGCAAAUAGAUUUCGGCUUGUCCGGUUCGCCAGGAUAACGCGGGUGAGCGAGAACACGAUCCUCUCUGGGAGGGUCAUACGCUUGUAAGCACGGGUGGAUUCACGACCCCGGAAUGCAGCAAAGGGUGAAAUACGGGCCUCGUAUGCUGAUUGGUACCGGUCCGGCGCAUCCCCAGAAGUAUAGAUGGAUGCCGAGCUGGGGGCAUUGGCAAAAGAGGAAGCUGACGUAGAUGCCCCUUGGCCUCGGCUAUACGUGGACACGUAGCGAGUCUUCUCAUAGAGACUCAAGUUAUCCUUCUGGAGAGUUGAAACUUCCUGCCGUAGAGACUUGACAGUACUAUACAUCUUCGAGAGCUCCUCCUCAAGCUCGGCGUUCUUCUUCUUGAAACGGUCGCGCUGGGCCUGAAUCAUGGGCAGAAGGCCGGAACCACCUCCCACUGCCUCUCCCGCGCGAAUGGCUUCCAUAGUAUUGGCGGAAGCGCUACUCUGGUCAAAGCCAGAAAUGAUGGACGAAGUGGGAGAUACCGCCCCACUUCGUCGAGAGGAGUGUGGAUACCUCGAAGUGUAAGUGCCUGCAACAGACAUCGCCGAUGAUGGGAAUGCAUUGGCAGCCUCCUCUUGCACGCGAAGAAGAUCGUUCUCUAGCGUAGUAGACAGACCUCGUGACUUGUCGAGUUCUUUCUUGGUGGACGAGAGCUCGCCGCGUAGAGAUUCCAGCUGGCCCUGAAGGUCGCGAGUUGAUACCCGGAGAACGGCAAGUUCAUCAGUCAAUUUCUUGUUUCGAGCCAUCAGAAGCUGCUCAAGUGAGCUUUUGUCUUUGCUAUUCGUCGUGGCAGUACCAUUGGUGCCGGAGGUUUCGUUUUCAGUCGUCGCCGCUGCUUCACCCGCGUCGUCAUCGGCACCAGUAGCAAACUCAAUUGAUUUGAUCAUUUCCAGCUCGCGGCGAAUCUCAUCGUAGUCAGCAACCUUUUCAAGGCGCGAGCGCAGCUCGACCUUCUCGGCGGCGAUUUUGGAGGCAUUUCGUUCCGCCUGGAGGAGCUUGGCCUCCCAGGCAUGGCGAGUCGAGUCCUUGUCAUACCGUGCAGCAUCCAGUUUGCGCAACAAAGCCGAGUUCUCUGAUUGCAAGCGCUGAUAGCCGGGGUCAUCCUCGAUAGAGCUGAGCUGGCCAGAAUUCGAGUGCGACGCGGCUUGCGCCAGCUCUAACCGAAGCUGCUCAUUCCGCGCCUCCAUAUCGGCCAAUCUCAAGCUGGUCUUUUCCAGAUCGGCAGAGACAAGUUCUAGUUCCGCAGCGGUAGCGCCACUACGAGCACCUUCUGUCUCUUCAUCCUGGCUACCACCGAGGCGCUGAGAGACCUCAUAGCUGGCCUUGAGCUCUUUUAUCAAUCGUUCCUGGUUCUCAAGUUUCUCCUCCAGGCUUUUCUCCUUGGCCUCCCAGUUGCUGGUCUUUUCUUUCAGCACUGCAUCCCAAGAAGCCUCGAUCUCUUUCGCCUUUGAUUCUUGAUUCUCUUCAAGCUUCUUUCUUGCAGCGCGCUCCUCCUGGAGCCGUUUCUCGGUUUCCUCCUGCUGCUUCGUGAGACGAUCGACGGAGUGCUGCAAUUGGUCCCUUUCCGAGGUGAGUUUCGGGACUGUAUCCUCAGAUAAAACGAGGGAGUCGACGGAGGCUUCGAGAAGUGGGUAAGGGUCUGGUGCUUCGGAUAGGGACGAGUAGAGUUGAAGGAACGAGGAUGAUGACGCCUUUCCUUGGUUGGUCAAAAGGUCGAUGAAUGAUUGGUAGGCCUUCAGCAACCCCUUGUAUUCCGAUAGUUUGGCUUCGUCCUCCAGCUUCUUAAAGUCCUUGGUCUUCUGAGCCAGUUCCUUUCUCUGCACGAGAGCAUCCCGUUGGUGUGAAACAAUGUCCGAGGCGGUGGUAUCGAGUUUUGCAAUGGUGCUAGCCAGGUCAAUUCCUGUAUGGUCAUGAUUUUAGUUCUCCAAUUUCAAGCUUAUUCUUGUCCCGCCAGUUUCAGGUUAUUUACCUCGCCAGGCUGCGAUGGCGCGCUGGAACUUGUUGGUCUCUUCUGACAGUUUACUAGAGACCGCUGGCAUGUCAUCUUGUCGCUCCUGGGCGGCAAGACCCUCUGUUAUGGCGAAGGAAUCCAUGUCCAGCGUUCAACAAAAGAGUCCUGGACAGUCACCCCACACCGAGAGCGCAAUCCUCUUUAGAGGAGUACGAUUGCGCGGAGAGCUGGGAUCUGGACACGCGGCGCGGCGCGGCCGAUUGUUGUUCCGUGUUGUAUACUGAUGGGAUUAAAUUAGAAGAACAGAGAUAUAAAUCGUUAGUUUGUGGAUGCUUCGGCGAUCACUGGUCAGAGGGUUAUCUGGACCAAUUUGGCGUGUCUUUCUGGACACUCAAGCAUAGACCAAAAUACUGUACAAGUGUUCCCUCGACAGCCGUUGUUCCGAGGCACCCGCUGUUCCUAAUUUAGCGGCCCCUGAAGCUUUGGCCCCGACCCCAAAGGUAACGCUGACCGCCUUCCCCCCAUCUCUCUCCAAUGCUCUGGUUUGGAGAUCACUUGAAAGCUAGCCAUCAUGGCUUCAGAUGAUGGAGUCGGUCCUCGAAAGAGGCGGAGGAUAGGUCCUCCCGGAUCAGAACCUUAUGUCUUACGUUCACUGUUCGAUGACGUCCCGCUGGCGACGGACGAUAGCUCGGACGUUUACAUCACCUGUGUCGAGUACUGGGAUGGAAAUCUAUACAUUGGCACAUCCGCGGCGGAAGUCCUACACUUUGUCUGCCUACCAGCGGCUUCCGAUGACGACUCGACCGAACCUACCUUUAUCCUAGCAUCGCGACUGCCUAUUCCAUUCCAGAACGAAUCCUCCAACAGCGAUCCUCCAGGUGUUCGACAAAUCGUUGUAUUGCCGUCGGUGAAUAAAGCCUGCAUUCUUUGCAAUGGUAUGGUUACGUUCUACAUGCUACCAGAGCUCAGCCCGGCGUUUGGGAAUACCAAGGUCAAUCAUUGCCGCUGGAUCGGUGGCUUGGAUCUCAACCAAGACGCUGCUUCUGAAGAUGAUCCGGUCGUGAUGAUUGCCGUUCAGAAUAGUGUUAUGUUGAUUCGCAUUGGAGAGGGAGCUCGGCGCAUCAAGCAGAUCAAGUUCCCCGGUUGCUUGGUGGCAGCGCGCAGAGGCACCAUCGCUUGCGCAGCUGAUACCCAUGCGUACUCGCUCUUGGAGGUGGAGCACCAACAAAAGAUUCCACUAUUUCCUAUAUCGUCUUCAAGCGAGGUCUUCGAAUCUGGCCAUGUGGAAGAUAUUCCGGCCGCACCACAAACUCCACUAAAGCGGUCGCCUUCCUCAUCGUAUCCAAGUUCGCCUCCGAUGGACCCUCAUGUGCAUGGCAGAAGCAGCAGUUUGAAUACCUUCGUGGGCAUGCUGCAGCCUCAUGCACAAACGUCAGGACACAGUCGAUCGCCUUCGGGAACACCGGACCCUUUCACAUCCACUGGGAGCAUCCGUCGUUCUAGCUCAGAGGAGCGAGAUGAAGGGGAGGAGGGUUCCCAAAAGAGGGCCUCGGAAAGCCCCGAGCGGGAUGCGCAGGCGGCGGACACGGACAGUCUGAAGCCACUACCUCCACUUCCCCCUCCAAAGCCAGUCCAGAAACAGCUACAGCUACAGCCCCACGUUGUAUCCCCGACUCCAACUGAAUUCCUUCUUGUAACUGGAACAGAGCAAACCGAGCCCGGUGUUGGUAUGUUUGUGGAUUUGGACGGCGAAGUUGUUCGAGGCACGAUCAACUUCCACCGGUAUCCCAAGUCAGUUGUAAUAGAUGCUGGCGAAGACGACCAAUCUCUGCAGCCAAACGACGAUUUCAAGGAGGAAUAUAUUCUCGCCUUGAUUGACGUCGGAGAAGGCGGAGAGCAACGAACACGACUUGAAAUCCAACGGUGGGAUGACGAUCCUGCCGUAAUAGAACGGCACAAGAAGUGGCUAGACAUACCAUCUUCGCCCGGCGAAUCCCAGUCUACUCAUGUCGGGUUGAAGCACACACUUAGCCCCAGUCAUCUCGAGGACAAUGACAUUGGCAGGCUUCUGCAAAUGGUUCGCCUUAAGACACCGUUGCUAUCUCCCCACGUCGCCACCGUUGAUCCUCGCACUCAGGAGUCCAUGGAGCAACAGAAGACAGAAAAGGAACUGUUCGAGUCGCAAGAACUGACUGAACCCGAAGGGGCUAAGAAAGGAGAUGCAGGGUCAGCAGAGCGUGACUGGGAAGGUCAACGCAACGCCGAGGAAGCGAAAUUCGUCCGCGGACUAGGAAAGCUGCAGAGCAGUCUCGUCCUGUGGUCAGGCUCACAAAUCUGGCGGUUGCUUAAGAAUCCUUUGGUCAUUCAGCUAGAGAAUACUCUACAAAAGGCUCAGCAGGUAGAUGACAAAGGACACAUUACUCUACAGAGGGAUGCGGUCAUGGAAUUGAUGGUGGCAAUCCAGGAUACUGAGCCCAAGACCGAGGCCGAAUUUCUUGGUCUGGGAUAUCUGAAACAAAAAGCCAGUUUGCUUCUCUAUGGAGAUCUGUUGUCCAUGCACGCGGACUAUCGUGCGGAUCCUAUUAUCAGAAACACCGAAAAGGCUCUCUUAUCGGGCAAUUUAGAUCCUCGACUGGCGUUGCUGUUCAUUCCUCUGCUUCGGUGCGAGGUGCUACAGGGACCACAGGGUAUCUGGAUACAGUCUGGCUUGGCAGAGACCACGGCAAAAUAUCUGGAACAAGUCGAGCAGACCAGCGCUACAGCCGAGGUGCAUAGCUCUUUGCUGAACAUGGUGAAGCGGUUCCUUCUCUCAUGGCAACAAAAAAGAGGCUACGGCAGUAUCACCGAUGAAACGUACGUUUUAGAUAGCACUGAUGCUGCACUCCUUCACCUGCUUCUGGAACAAGACGCACAUUCGAGUGCGCACCAGCACGCUUCAUCCACACGCAGCGAGCUGAACAGGUUAGUCGAUAAUUGGAAAGGCAAUUUCGAACGAGCCGUUGCCCUUCUGGAGCAGUACAAGCGGCUUUACAUACUGAGCCGGUUAUACCAGAGCCAGAAGAUGUCACGAAACGUGCUCAAGACCUGGCGGAGGAUUAUUGACGGAGAAUCCGACGCCGGUGGGGAGGUAACAGGUACCGGCAUUGAGGCGCAGAUGCGCAAGUAUUUGGUGAAGAUCAAAGAUGUCCAAUUGGUGGAAGAGUAUGGCUCAUGGCUUGCGGGACGAAACCCUGCACUUGGUAUCCAAGUGUUUGCGGACCACAACAGCCGAGUGAGGCUUGAGCCGGCCGACGUGGUAGCAUUGCUCAAGGAGCGUGCUCCCAAUGCCGUCCAGGUAUAUCUGGAGCACUUGGUCUUUGCCAAGAACUACACUCAAUACGCCGACGACCUCAUUGCAUAUUAUCUUGACGAGGUUCUUUCCGUCCUUGAGUCUUCCCCCGCAGCGCGGGCUUCUCUCGCCGAAUCCUACUCGACCUAUCGAGCAUUACGCCCUCCCAAACCAACCUAUCUCAACUUCAUCACCGAGAACACUCCCGCCGAAGCCUGGUGGCAGUCCCGUUUGCGCCUUCUACAGCUCCUUAGCGGCAUUUCGGGCACUCAAUUCUCAUCCACGGCGCUGCCCUCCGGCAUCACCUACUCCAUCCCAAACGUGCUCGCCCGCAUCGAGCCCUAUCAAGAUGACCUCGUCUCUGAGAGCAUCAUCCUCGACGGCCUACAGGGCCAGCACCGCGCAGCCCUCCGCCUCCUCACACACGGCCUAGGCGACUAUGACUCCGCCAUCCGCUAUUGCCUCUUUGGCGGCCCACGCAGCGCCACCUCCUCCGGUGGUACACAGCCUGAGCUAGCCGCGCAUGACCUACAGGUCACGCUUUUCCGGCACCUGCUGGACGAGUUCCUGCAAAUCCAAGAUCUGGCAGAGCGUAUCGAACGCACAAGUGACCUACUUGGCCGAUUCGGGGCAUGGUUCGACGUCCGAGAGGUACUUGACCUCGUACCCGAGGACUGGAGCGUGGAUAUCCUGGGUGGAUUUUUGGUGCAGGUGUUCCGAACGCUGGUUUCGCAGUCACGGGAGGCACGUAUUGAGCGGGCGCUCAGUGCCGGCUUGAGCCUGCGGGUGGGUGUGCAGUACACGGAUAGUCUGGAGAAGGCGGGUCCAUGGAUGGAGGAUGGUGAGGGUUUGCGACGGUUGAAGGGAAGUAGUAAGGCUGAGGUGGGUGUGCCUGGUGAUGAUGCGAUUACUGCUGGGGAGGAUAGUGACUUUGGUGAUGUGGUGGGUCCUACUGUGUAGGUCUGUGGCCUGUCGAAUAGCGUUUGCAUUUAUGAUACCUAGAGCAAUGAUACGAUGUCGAACUUGAAGUAUCUCUUUCAUUUUUCAAAAUUUCGGUUGUGUGGAGUGCAUGAAUGAGCUGGUUUCCGUCCAUUAAUGUAGUACGAUUCAAGCAGAUUGGGCAAGGUCUUCAUGAAGACAAUUCCCCGAGUGACAUAACAGGACCUCCAUCAUCAUAAUGAGAGAUGGAAAGGAUGAGAUAAGCUGAAAGAGACCAGAAAAAAAAAAGAAAACCCAUCACAUUGCAUUCGUUCCCUUCGUAGCUCAAAUGAGCAUCGACCGCCGCCUCAGCUAGACAGUCCGGGUCUAUCAGAUUAAAUUUUUGAAUUCUGAAUUCGGAUUCUUGAAUAUACUUCUUUCAAUCCAAGAGCAUGCAAAGGGGAUAGAGAGGUAUUCAGAAGCCUCUUCACACUGCCUUCUGCAUGCAUGAUGCCGACAGGCCCGAUGGACAGCGACACUCGGGCGAGCAACUCAGGCGUGAGAUUGCGGGUACAGGCCACAUUUACUCCUCCGGCUGCACGAAGGGAUUGGGGAUUUCUUCGCUGCCGUCGGCAGGCGAGAUGAGCACGAUGAGAGUGCCACGGGCAACGAUCAGGCCCAGGGAGCGGGUGGUUGAGUUACCCGCGUCAU
This is a messenger RNA of Penicillium brasilianum, 7622 nucleotides long. NCBI's taxonomy places the organism in Eukaryota, Fungi, Ascomycota, Eurotiomycetes, Eurotiales, Aspergillaceae. The record is from the annotation of a GenBank genome assembly.